Fusarium poae is the source of this 588-nucleotide messenger RNA. RefSeq lists its product as uncharacterized. The record is from RefSeq and is a predicted model, not a curated record. Gene Ontology annotation, molecular function: ubiquitin conjugating enzyme binding; cyclin binding; ubiquitin protein ligase activity. Lineage: Eukaryota; Fungi; Ascomycota; Sordariomycetes; Hypocreales; Nectriaceae. The transcript has a single exon. Gene Ontology annotation, biological process: protein autoubiquitination; proteasome-mediated ubiquitin-dependent protein catabolic process; protein polyubiquitination. Gene Ontology annotation, cellular component: cytosol; nucleus; ubiquitin ligase complex. The coding region runs from base 1 to 588 and encodes 195 amino acids.
AUGAGCGCUGGGUUCGAUAUGUCGUCUUUAGCGCUUGAGGAUGACAAGAGUAACAAGUUUUUACACGUAUUCUGUUGGAAAUGUGCAACAGAAGUAGGUCUGUACAACGUCGCGGCAUCAUCUGUCACCCUGUUUAAGUGGCAAAUUAUUUGUCAAACGAAAACUCCAGAUCCCAACCCAAGCAGCCCAGAAUGUCUUGCAGCGACUCUCAUGGCUACAAUUUCGAGGUCGGGAUCAUCCAAGUCCAUCAUCACGCCGCAUGUGCUUGGAUCUGUAAAGCCCGGUUCAGCUGCUGCACGCCAGAACCUCCAUCUUUGGGUGUUGAAUCCCAAUGUGGUGUACACAGCAUCUUUUACCACUGGUCGUAAGACAGCCAUGAAGAUACUCUACAAGCAUAUCGACUCGGAAGAGGGCGAUAAGCUGAUUACAUCCAUGACCUCGGACGUUCAAGAGAUUACUCUACCAGAGGCAGCCAUCAAGGCCGCGGAAGAGUGCUUAUUGGCGAGCAGCCAAUUGCUACCAGCUCAAGAACGGACUUUUAAGGAGUGGAAUGUCGGGUUGCUUGGAAGAUGGGAACCUUCUUCCUGA